ACGGUCUUUGACGGACAAAGUUGUGUUUAUUAAAACUGAAACGUUCAUCAUCUGAAACGGAGCCAGUGGAAGGUCUGCAGAGAUAAACGAAGCAUAAGUAAGCGUGUGAUAUAGGACAGAGGAUGAGAGGCGAUCCUGGGCCAGUUCAGAUCGUGACAGUCAACAAGGAGGAUCACUCCUUUGACCUGGACACAGAAGCGCUCAGUCGAAUUCUGUUGACGCCUGAGGUUCGAGAUAAGGAUGUGGUGGUGGUGUCUGUCGCCGGUGCCUUCCGAAAGGGGAAAAGUUUCUUUUUGGAUUUCAUGCUCCGAUACAUGUAUAGGAAGCCUGGUCAGGACUGGCUUGGGCAGGAGAAUGAGCCUCUGACAGGUUUCUCCUGGAGAGGAGGAUCAGAACCAGAGACCACUGGCAUCCAGCUAUGGAGUGAAGUUUUCAUUGUGCGGAAGAAGGAUGGAAGUGAGGUAACAAGCCUCCUGCCACUCUCAGAUGUGGCUCCAGAGUUCAAGGAGCAGUUGCAUGAACUCAUUCCCAACCUGCUGAAGACUGACGAGCUGGCUGUGAAAGAGAUCAAUGGGAAUAAGGUGACCUGCAGGGGCCUGCUGGAGUACUUCAAGGCAUAUAUCAAGAUAUAUCAGGGAGAAGACCUUCCACACCCUAAAUCCAUGCUAGAGGCUACAGCAGAGGCCAAUAACCUUGCAGCUGUGGCGUCAGCAAAAGACCAGUACUACAAGAAUAUGGAGAAGGUGUGUGGUGGAGAUCUGCCUUAUGUGGCUCCUGACUCACUGGAGGAGAAGCACCAUUUCUUCCUGCAGGAGGCCCUUCAUCUCUUCUCCAGCACUAAGAAGAUGGGUGGGCGGGAUUUCUGUUACCGUUACCAGGAACAGUUGGAAGGAGAGCUGAAAGAGCUGUGGGAGUCCUUAAGCAAACACAACGAGUCCAAGAAUGUUUUUAGUGCUUUCCGGACGCCUGCAGUGCUGUUUGUCCUGGUCUGCCUCCUGUAUGUUCUGUCAGGAAUUUUGUUCUUCAUUGGCCUGGAAACUAUUUCCUUUGCAUGUGACUGUGUAGUUGGCCUGGCCAUGAUUGCUAUGCUGACCUGGGCCUUUAUCCGGUACUCUGGUCAGUACAGAGAAGUAGGCUCAGCCAUAGACCAGGCUGCUGGAGUAAUACUAGAGCAGGCCACAGAUGUGCUAAACAAGACAAGAAGCCAGGGUCAGGUGGCUGCACAACAGAAAAAGACAAGAUAGCUUCUCAUUCAUACCGAAGAUGCCAGAACGAGAUGUAAACUGCACAGACGUGACCAAUAAUGUUACCAAAUUAUGCAUAUCUCCAAAUAUAGCACUUACAUUUCUACUUCUAAUGCAGGCUGACUCAUUUUGUCAGAAUAUCUUAAAGAAGAUUUUUAAAUAUCACCACAAAUAUGAACACAAGACCAAAUAUCACAAACCAGCAGCUGGUUUUUCAGGGACAGGUAUAGAUUUAGCGCAAGGGCUAAACUCUCCACAGAACUGCAUUGAUAUGUUUACAGUUGUUCAUUCCAGUUCAGCCAAAGACAUCCUCUAUAGCAGGUCAGGGUUGUAUAAUGUUUAGAUUGCACUUGUAUUGCAGACUGUAGACAUGUUAUCUGUUUGUUCUUAGCCAGGAAUACCUUUGCACAUGAACUGCCAUUACUUCAUUAAGGCUUGAGCUUGAUAAGAUGUUUAGUAUUACAAGUGUUACUAUAUUAUGUGAACUUUGCAAGAGCUUUGUUUGGUGUUCUUUGUACCACAUUGUUGCCUUCUAUGCAUUCCAUCUUUCCAUCUUGUACACAUCCAUGUAUGAUUUAUAUGGGAGUUUCUGUCAAUAAGCUGUUUCACUUGUAUUGGGUUUCAUAAUCAGGGUAACAAACAUAUAUUAUUCCAUCCCAAUGUUCUUGAGUGCUGGAUUGGUUCUGUUCACUUCCUCUUAACUGCUGGCAUGUAGUUGGGUGUUCAAAACCAUCCUGACACUGUCAUCAAGUUGAACAAAGUAUUGAUAGAAAAGCUAAUAUUAACUAUUCAACAGUGUCUUGGGGAAAGCUUGGUCAUUGUGCACUAUUCUGUAAUCAGGUUCAUAUUUGCAUAUCAUUAGUAAAUGCCUGAUUUGAUUCUGUUAUUGGAGUGAUUUGAGCACUGUUGCUCUUAUGACUUUCCAUUUUAAUUUUUGUUACGUAACAUUCCUUGUAUGAUGUGGUGGUGAAAUAGUAUACCUGGAGAAUCCAGAGCAUUUUUCCAGGUUUUUAAAGACAGAAAAUAUGCAUUUGCCCCCCAAGGAAUGUCUGUAAAGUGUAUUUGUGGCGUUCUUCUUUGUUGCAUUCCACUAGAGCCUCAGUUGGAGGCUUUGAAUGUGUUACUUUCACUUUUUCAGCUGUGUGGACCUGCCUAAACUUACCCACCAGGGAUCAUUCUCUGUCCCUGUAUAUCACUUUCAUUGUUACAUACACGUUAUAUAUCCCAGAAAUAAAGCUAUACGCAUGCCAUACACUGAUGGGUCUUGUUUGUACACAGUUGAAGGCAGAAAUGUGAAGAAGAGUCAACGUUUGUACACUAGGUGUCAGCAUUGAUUUAAACGGAGAGAACGUUUCAGUGCGUCGUGGCCACGUUUGAACAUCGUUCAUUUGCAUCAAUCCACAAAUAGAUCCUUUGAUUCGUACAUCACUUGUUCACUGCAAACUGUAGAU
Sinocyclocheilus grahami is the source of this 2695-nucleotide messenger RNA. RefSeq names its product atlastin-3-like. The record is from RefSeq and is a predicted model, not a curated record. The transcript is spliced from 9 exons. NCBI's taxonomy places the organism in Eukaryota, Metazoa, Chordata, Actinopteri, Cypriniformes, Cyprinidae. The coding region runs from base 123 to 1244 and encodes 373 amino acids. Gene Ontology annotation, molecular function: GTPase activity; GTP binding.